AUGUGGGCAAGCUUACCGGGCCAUGAUGUAACACUAGUUGGGUUCGGUAAAGUUCAUGGAGGAUUCUCUCCCUCUGCUGCAUUUUCCUCUUACCACUCUGCUGCAUAUCUGCUUGUUGGGUGUACCACCUGUGGGGCUUGUGGCAUGUUGCUGGUGUUUGUCUUGUUGUUUUAUCUAAAUGGUGGUUGUGUUGUUGGUGUUGCUGCUUCUAUUUGA
This is a messenger RNA of Ilex paraguariensis (yerba mate), 216 nucleotides long. The record is from the annotation of a GenBank genome assembly. NCBI's taxonomy places the organism in Eukaryota, Viridiplantae, Streptophyta, Magnoliopsida, Aquifoliales, Aquifoliaceae.